Cuscuta campestris is the source of this 1264-nucleotide messenger RNA. Lineage: Eukaryota; Viridiplantae; Streptophyta; Magnoliopsida; Solanales; Convolvulaceae. The record is from the annotation of a GenBank genome assembly.
GGUAAGGGGUAAAGGGGGUGGUCGGAAUGUCAGGUGUUUAAAAGGGCAAUUUUUGAAUUGUUGCUGCAACAGGCAGAGUUUCUUGCUUUUGUUGGAAUGACUACAUGAUGCUGCAAGUAUUCUGCUUCCUACCAUUGUAUCUUAUACAUCUGUCUUUGCACAGAUCUAAGCCAUUUAGUUUAUGAAGGCAAAAUGGUUGGAGGAGCCUUACAUUUUUCCUAUCUUUGUUCUUAACAGUCUUCCAUCUUUUUUUUCUCUUUCAAAUUGUUUGUCAAUUUUUUUAUCCAGAUCAUUGAGGCUCUCUCAGCAGUUCCAUCUCCCGAGCUGGCAUUGAGGCUGUACUUGCAGUGUGCAGAGAGAUACAUUCUUUAAAGAUUAAUGAGGAUCUCAACCCAGCCAGUUUUUCGUUGGACCUGCCUACCCGGUGCUGCCAAUGACUGUGAUCUUGAACCAGUUGCUUAUGAAUUUUUCACUCAAGCAUUUGUACUAUACGAGGAAGAAGUUGCGGAUUCUAAAGCGCAAGUGACUGCUAUCCACUUAAUAAUUGGAACUCUUCAGCGGAUGAAUGUUUUUGGCGUUGAAAACAGGGAUACCUUAACUCACAAAGCCACUGGGUAUUCAGCAAAGCUUCUGAAGAAACCUGAUCAAUGCAGAGCAGUUUAUGCUUGUUCACAUCUCUUUUGGGUUGAUGAUCAAGAUGGUAUCAAGGAUGGUGAGAGGGUUUUAUUGUGCUUAAAGCGCUCUUUGAGAAUUGCAAAUGCUGCUCAGCAGAUGGCAAAUGUUACGAGAGGCAGCAGUGGGCCCGUCACGCUAUUUGUUGAAAUUCUAAACAAGUACCUACACUUUUUUGAAAAGGGAAAUCCUCAAAUCACCACUGCUGCAAUUCAAGGCCUUAUUGAGUUGAUCAAGACAGAGAUGCAGAACGACAACACAACGGCGAAUCCAGCUUAUGAUGCUUUCUUUGCCAGCACGUUGCGGUAUAUUCAAUUUCAAAAACAAAAGGGCGGGGUAAUGGGUGAGAAAUUUGGUCCAAUCAAAGGUGUGAUUCUUGGGUUGGAUGGCUAGCAUUCAAAAUUUGUGUAGAGACCAUUCCCUUUCUUCUAAAUCUGUUCUCUCCAUGCCAGCACCAUUUACAUCAACAAAAGAAUAAAUGAAAUCAAGAGAAGUGUCUGUAUUGCCAAAGAAAAAUUUGGUUACUUUGUGGUAUGCUGCAUUUUCUAACCAAGUUUAUUAAGCUAAAAUGUACUAAAUUGAAUAUUGAUGA